Scaptodrosophila lebanonensis is the source of this 1744-nucleotide messenger RNA. RefSeq names its product mucin-5AC-like. The record is from RefSeq and is a predicted model, not a curated record. The transcript is spliced from 3 exons. NCBI's taxonomy places the organism in Eukaryota, Metazoa, Arthropoda, Insecta, Diptera, Drosophilidae.
AUGGCAUUCGGCCCCGCCAGCUUAAGCGUUGCAGCUGGCGGUGGCGCUGGCGUCGGCGUCGGCGUCGGAAUUGGUGGACGAGGUGGGUCAGCAACAACAGCAACUACAACUCUAACAACGACAACAGCCAGUUUGCCACAUGUCGUCACAGCAGCAAUAUGCACAACAACAACAAUAAUAACAACAAAAACAACAACAACAACAACCACAACAGCAGCAACGAGCACACCACAGUUUGGGGGCUGCGUUGUAAUAAAUCACCACAUAGGUGGCGCACAUUUGUGUAACUGUAACUCCUCUGCCUGCACCCAUCCACACAGUAGCAGUGGUGCCGCAGUCUCAACGGCAUAUGCCGCUCAUCAUACGCUCUACAACACGCAUCAGCAGUCCCAACUAAGGCGCGACGAUAACCUCGCCAAAACUAGCUGAAAGUCGUAUCGCGAACAAAUACUAUCACUGCCACAGCAACAACAACCACAACACCAAGAACAACAACAACAACAACCACUGUCCAAGAAGAAAGGAACGUUGGCCAAACGUGGACGCAACGCAAACAGCUCGAACAAUGCCCCCAAACAGCAACCAAAGGCUUCCACACAGCGCCCCAAAACCCACACAUACACCAAGCUGAAGCAAACAGCGGGAGGCUUUCAGCCACUGCCCGUCAAUCAGAACGAUGAUCUCACCAGCAGCAGCUCGUCGCCAUUCUCCUCAUCCUCCCAGCAACAUUCCUCACCGGACUACGAGGCCGAGGAUGAGAAUGAGGACAAGCAGUGUAAAACGCACAACAACAAUCAAAAUGAGAGUCUAAUGCAGGUGCAAAGUUUUCUCAAAUAUUUUGGCGCCAGCGCGGUAUAUGCAGCUGCUUCAGCAUCAGCAGCAACAACCACCACAACCACACCACCCACCACCACCACAGUGGCAACAACAGCAACUACAACGAUGGCACUCAAUCGGCAACCAACCGACACAGCAACAUUGUGUAGCAACACAGGAAAUAAUGAGCUGCGCACUUGGCGUCAAAAUUAUCGCACAAACACAAUUGCAACAACAACAACAACAACGACAACUGGAGUAGCAACAGCAGCAACAGCGAUUGCAACAAAAACAACAACACCCACACACACCCCGUCCACAAGCAGACCACAAAAAUUUCAAAUAAACACAAAAUUUUUGCGCAAGCCACGCAACAAGCUGAUGAAAAUGUUGCCAGCAGCAUCGGCAUUGCAACAUACUGCGGCAACACCAGCUGCAACAACAAGCGAGCAGCAAACGCAAUUAUUUAACGAUGAUUCCAACGCCAAAUUCAAAGACUUUUCAAUCGACUCACUAUUGAAUAAGUAAAAUCAAUAUUUAAAAAACACAUACACACAUGAAAAAACAAGAAAAAAACAUUGCAUCAUACAAAAUACAUAAAUAAAUCACUAGCCUUAUGAUUUGUAGCCUAAUUUUGCAUAAGACGCCAAUAAUAAUAGCAACAACAACUCCACCAGAGCCCAUAAACCGCGUUCCUAGUUUCCUAUUUACAAUUUUUAUUUAGCCAAUCGUACAGAUAGCAAUUAUAUAUUAUAAUAAUUAUAUAAUGCAAUUAUCCUUAAGUUGUUUAUUUAUAUUCGAAAGUAGUGGCUCAGUUCUAUAACUUAUGACUAGCGCUUAGCAUACCUAAGGAAUGUACAUACAAAUACAAAUACAUAUAAAUAUAUAUACACAUAUAUAUAUUUACUUAAUUACGUGAAUAAAUCGA